This is a messenger RNA of Saccoglossus kowalevskii, 2154 nucleotides long. Its product is annotated as calmodulin-binding transcription activator 2-like. Gene Ontology annotation, molecular function: double-stranded DNA binding; transcription coregulator activity; protein binding. NCBI's taxonomy places the organism in Eukaryota, Metazoa, Hemichordata, Enteropneusta, Harrimaniidae. Gene Ontology annotation, cellular component: nucleus. The record is from RefSeq and is a predicted model, not a curated record. Gene Ontology annotation, biological process: regulation of transcription by RNA polymerase II.
AUGCUGCUGGUCAACCGAAAGAAAGUGAAGUAUCGAAGAGAUGGACAUUGUUGGAAAAAACGAAAAGAUGGAAAAACAACUCGGGAAGAUCAUAUGAAACUAAAAGUGAAUGGUGUUGAGUGUAUAUAUGGAUUGUAUGUACACUCAGCCAUUGUACCAACAUUUCACCGGAGAUGUUACUGGUUGCUUCAGAAUCCGGAUACUGUCCUGGUGCAUUACCUGAAUGCACCUUCCCCGGACGACCCCAAGUCCAGUGCCAUGACGAUAUGUCCAUGUCCAGAUAAGAAAGGAUGGACAAAAGAGUCAUUAAUUGCUCAAAUUAAACCCAUGUUUAAUGGAGUGCAGUUACCUGUAAAUGGAAGGGAAACAACUGUGGAUAGUGCAGUGGAAGGAAUUGUGCAGAAAUUUCUCGGCCCGAGUUCUUCCAAACAAUCUAGUGUCUCAUCGUACCCUGCAUGUGUGUGCCAUGGGACAACCCAGACAGUCAAGGUUGAGAAAAGGCCAACACGAAGGGCGCCGUCUAAGGCAGAGGACAAAACAAGUACAACUGCUGUGACAGGCAGUAUGAGUUCCAUGACAUCAUCAAUACAGCCACUGAGUUUCACCAACAUUGCAUUCCCACUCCAGCAGACGAUGACAACAAUCCCUGUUACAACAAUCACUGGCCGAGCGGUCUCCACAAUACCAGUAACCACAGUCGCUCAUAUUAUAACAAACCCCGCAAAUCAUCAGAACAUUAUGCUGAAUCUGCCAGGGCAUCUCAAGGCUAAUAAUAUACAGCAGCAGCAGAGGCCUGGAACUGUUGUGCUUGGGUCUAGUAAUGUAUUACACAAUGGUUUGCCAGCAACGGUUGUUACGUCUGUACCAGUGUGUACACAGCAAAGCCCGAACCCUGUGAUAAUGUCUUCAGUGCCCAUCAAUACGGCACCAUGCACUUCAACCCAGUCUUUCAUAAAACAUGAAGGUCAUUCUUCAUGUUCCGCUUGUGGGAGUCUGAUCCCGCAGAACACUAGUGCGGCUAUUUCUCGCCCUCACUCGAAUCACGUGAUGGACUCGGAAAUGAGGGAAGAAACUGAUGGGCAAGAUGCUAUGGAAAGUCUGAAUAGCACAGAAAAUUUGCAAUCAAGUCAGUCUACAGUGACUACCAAUCAGAGCACAGACAUGUCAGCAUUGAAUAACAACUCUAGGCAGAGUACCGAAUUGUCAUACUUGCAAAGGACUAACCAAUCAAUGAGGGAUAUGCCCAUGAGUGUGAGUGAAACCAGCCAAUCACAGCACACUUCAGAUGUGAUGAGUAUGAUUAACAACUCCAUCAGCCAAUCAGAAGGAAAAGAUCUGGAAAGUUUUGAAAUGACAAAUGAUGAAAUUCAGCAGACUCUGAUGGCUAACUUGCAUCAGCAUUCUUCAAAUCUGGUGGAAGAAAAUUCACUGGACAGUUUUGAUCUAUUGACUUCAUCAACAACGACUGGUGACAUCGAUUUCAAUAACUUUGAUGCCUUUGAUAUUUUAGAUGGCCAGCUAGCAGACUUACUGCCAAACUUACAUGAGAGCACAACUAACAAUCAAACAAACCUAGGCCGGGGUAACAGCACUGUACAUUCCAAAGACCCUGUAACUACUUUCCAGGUAAAUCAAAAUGCUUCGCAAGGACAUGACAAUGAGGCCUUUUCAAUUGAUGAUGUUAACCAGGUAGAGAACUCGUACAACAAUCAUCCUGCCCCUGCUAUCUCCAUGGUAACAGAGACUGAGAAUAGAAGAGAGAUUGUGGAAGUGACUGAUUUCUCCCCAGAAUGGUCCUAUCCAGAGGGUGGUAUCAAAGUUCUUGUGACUGGUCCAUGGAAUACAUCAUCAUCGGUAUAUACAUGUGUUUUUGAUGGAUUCAGCGUACCUGCAGCGUUAAUUCAAAAUGGCGUCCUAAGAUGUUAUUGUCCAGCACAUGAGACUGGCCUCAUACCUCUAGAAGUGUCUCAGAAUGGGAGAAUUAUUUCUGGGACUGUUAUGUUUGAGUAUAAAGCUAGAAGUAUGCCCCAGCGUUCGUCUACUCAACAAGAAUGGUUGUCCUUGGAUGAAAACCAGUUCAAGAUGGCAAUACUGGAAAGACUCGAGCAGAUAGAGAACCGAAUGUCUAACAAAGAAUCAAACGAAGAAAAUCAU